This is a messenger RNA of Cicer arietinum (chickpea), 1603 nucleotides long. Its product is annotated as cysteine proteinase COT44. NCBI's taxonomy places the organism in Eukaryota, Viridiplantae, Streptophyta, Magnoliopsida, Fabales, Fabaceae. Gene Ontology annotation, biological process: proteolysis. The record is from RefSeq and is a predicted model, not a curated record. Gene Ontology annotation, molecular function: cysteine-type peptidase activity.
UCUUGUGAAGUUUACAUUCCAAAUCAUUCACACCAAAUGAAACUGCCCAAAUUGAGGAAAUGCAAAACAAGACCUGUACGUCUUAAUUAUGAUCAUGAACAGAAAAUGAGAUACAUAAUUCUUGUCUUGCUAAAACUCACAAGUAAAUAUAUAUGCAAUGGAAACGUCUCUAAAAUCUAAACAGAAACGAACAUGCAUAAAUAAAUAAAACAAACAAGACAUUAAGAACUAAUGUCUCUUGUUUAUUUAUGAUAUAAUAAAUAUCAAUGCAUGAAAACUAAUGCUAUCAUUCACCAUACACACUAAGAACACAGCCAUGAAGACAACUAUAACACUAACAUUAAGCUUUGCUGUCAUAUGCAAUCUAUGGAUAACAGCAAGUGCAUAUCCUGCAAUGCACAAAAAUGUUUCAACUGAUCCAGAAGUCAUGAAGAAGAGGUAUGAGACCUGGUUGAAACGGCACGGACGACAUUACAGAAACAGAGAAGAAUUUGAAGUUCGUUUCGACAUUUACCAAUCAAAUGUUGAGUUUAUAGAGUUCUACAACUCUCAAAACUAUUCUUACAAGCUCACAGACAACAGGUUCGCAGAUCUUACAAAUGAAGAGUUCAAAAGCACCUAUCUUGGUUAUCUACCGCGGUUGCGUGUAGAGACAGAAUUCAUGUAUCAUCAACAUGGUGAUCUGCCAAAAAAUAUAGAUUGGAGGAAGAAAGGUGCCGUUACACAUGUCAAAGAUCAAGGCCGUUGCGGAAGUUGUUGGGCGUUCUCAGCAGUGGCAGCUGUGGAAGGCAUCAACAAGAUAAAAACAGGAAAGUUGGUUUCUCUGUCAGAACAAGAGCUGAUAGAUUGUGAUACUAAAAGCGGGAACGAAGGGUGCGAAGGUGGCGACAUGGAAAUAGCCUUCAGCUACAUAAAAAAGCAUGGAGGGCUGGACAGUUCUAAAGAUUAUCCUUAUGAAGGAACAGAUGGUAAAUGUAAUAAGGCAAAAGCUGAAAAGCAUGUUGUAACAAUAAACGGUUACGAAAGCGUACCUGCUGGCAACGAGAAAAUGCUAAAAGCUGCAGUUUGUUAUCAGCCUGUGUCAGUUGCAACUGACGCUGGAGGUUAUGCAUUUCAGUUUUAUUCAAAAGGUAUCUUCUCUGGAAGUUGUGGAAAGGAUCUCAAUCAUGGGAUGACAAUAGUUGGGUAUGGAGAAGAAAGUGGUGAAAAGUAUUGGCUUGUCAAGAAUUCAUGGGCAAAUGACUGGGGUGAAUCUGGUUAUGUUAGGAUGAAGCGUGAUAUUACUGAUAAAGAUGGCACUUGCGGCAUUGCCAUGGAUGCUACAUACCCUGUCAAGCAUUAAGCAUGCAUCAUAUUUUCAAAAUUGAUUAACACAACCUCAAAUAAUUAUGUCAUAUAAAAAGAAUUAAUUAAAAUCAAUUUUAUAUUUUUAAAAUUGCAUUUAUGAUAUUAUUGCCGAUUUAUAUUAGACAUUGGUAGGAGCUUUAUGUGACUUAAAUUUAUUUGUGAAUGGAAAAAACAUUGCGUCCAUAUCUUUCACCAAUUCCCAGUCACAUGUAUGUGAUAUUUUUCAAUUAUUGGGUUUGAGGAUGUAUCCCACCAA